Molecule: messenger RNA, 2249 nt
Organism: Sebastes umbrosus (honeycomb rockfish)
Lineage: Eukaryota; Metazoa; Chordata; Actinopteri; Perciformes; Sebastidae
Gene: fam20a
Product: FAM20A golgi associated secretory pathway pseudokinase
Exons: 11
Coding region: 38-1648 (536 amino acids)
Cellular component (GO): Golgi apparatus
Molecular function (GO): protein serine/threonine kinase activator activity
Source: RefSeq, a predicted model, not a curated record
GGACUUCCUUUAGCUUUCUCCUUCCUCUCUUGUUUCAAUGAUGAGGAGAGACCGUCUCUUCUUAGCCGCGACCCUCACAGCCAUCUUCUCCGCCGACCUCUACUUCAUCCUCCUGCCAAAGCUGCGGCGUGUGGGGCAAAGGUCGGGACACUUUUGCUUCCCAUGUGGUGACAACAACCUCACUCUUCCCAGGCACGGGGGUCUCGCCACCCCGCAGCUCUCCAACUGGACUUCUGCGGCACCCUUGGAUGGUACCACACCUGAACCCACUGAUUGGGGCUCAAAGCUGGGGAGGCUGUUUGCUCACCCUCUGUACAACAUCCAGACUCCGGCGCUUGGGCUGGAGGAGAGGCUGCUGCAGGUGGAGCAGCUGAUGGAGUACUACAAGAGGAAGGUGUCACGCUGGGAAAGACAUAUGAAGCUUUACAGCGAGGCAGCGGCUAUAUCCAACGUCAGUGUGACUGAACAUGAGGUGACCUUUGACCCCGACGCAAGCUGGCUGAAGUUCCACCUGGGAAUAAGCCGCUAUGCUUUGUACUCCCGCGAUGACCCCGCUGUCCCACAACUCCUCAAGGACAUGCAGAGCAUGACGGUCGUCAGCUCAGAUUACACUCAAGAUGAGAAGGCCCUAAAAGGAGCAUGUGAUUGCACCCAAGUUGUGAAGCCAAGCGGACAUCACCUGAAACUGGCUCUGAAGAUGCAAAACUUCGCCAAAGCCAUGUUCAAACCAAUGAGGCAGCAGAGGGACGAGGAGACUCCAGAAGACUUCUUCUACUUUGUUGAUUUCCAGAGACACAAUGCAGAGAUUGCAGCCUUUCACCUGGACAGGGUCCUGGACUUCCGGAGAGUCCCGCCGGUGGCUGGCAGACUGGUGAACGUCACAGGAGAAGUCCUCCAAGUCACCCACAACGAAGACCUACGAGCCGUCUUCUUCACCUCGCCAGCGAACAACACGUGUUUCUUUGCCAAGUGUCUGUACGUGUGUAAGACGGAGUACGCGGUGUGCGGGGGCCCCGACCUGCUGGAGGGCUCCUUGUCAGCCUACUUACCCGGCCUCAGCAUCGCUCCACGCAUCUCUAUCCCCAACCCCUGGAUCCGCUCCUACACCUUCACCGGACGAGAAGAGUGGGAAGUGAAUCCGUUCUACUGUGACACCAUAAAGCAGCUGUAUCCCUACAACUCAGGCAACAGGCUCCUCAACAUCAUAGACAUGUCCAUCUUUGACUUCCUCACAAGCAACAUGGACAGACACCACUACGAGAUUUUUACUAAAUUUGGGGACGAAGGGUUCCUUCUCCACUUGGACAAUGCCAGAGGGUUUGGGAAGCACUCUCAAGAUGAGAUGUCCAUCCUGGCUCCACUAACUCAGUGCUGCAUGAUAAAGCGCUCCACACUGUCUCGGCUCCAGCUCCUGGCCCGACCAGAGUUCAGACUCAGCGAUGUGAUGAGGGAGUCCCUGGAGGGAGACCCUUUACAGCCGAUCCUGACAGAGCCCCACCUCUCGGCGCUGGACCGCAGGCUACAGAAGGUCCUCCGAGCGGUCCAGCGCUGUGUCCGGAGGCUGGGCGAAGACGAUGUGAUCGCCAAGGACUUUGUCAAAUCCACAGAGAGACCUCAGACCGCCACAGAGAUGGAGAAGGUCAGGUAACACAGGGUCAAAGGGUCAUCGGUCCUCUUUGUAUAUAUAGCUGCUCAUUUGCACCACAUGAAGACUUCAAGAUGAAGUUUGCAGUGAGCAAAACAAGGAUCAGAUGGGUUUUAAGGAACAUGAAGCCAUAAAUGGAAGAAGACGCUGUUGAAAUCUUCUGAGUAAUCUCAUUGUGGAGGUUGAAUCACUGCUGGUCUCAGAUUCCUAUCACAGAGGGAGCCGUACCUUUUAUUUCCUUUUGUUUCUCUCAUGGUCAUAAAUUCCCCCAAGGGUGCAUUUUAUGACAGGGCUCUCACUUUUUUAUGUCCACCUACACCAUCAGGUUAGGUUUAGAGUUGAUGCAUUUAAAUUAAGACCUUUUAAGGAACAAUUAAACACCAAAAAAAUAGUAAACGUAUCAAGGAUUACAGGAGAUUUCUUUGAUACAUGAAGCGUGUGUCACACACACAUCAAAACCAGCAUUAAUAUUCAUAAGAGAGAGCUGUGAUGCACUGGAUCAGUUGUUUAUCGAAUUAAUGUGGUGAAUAUUAAAGAUUUAUGUGUCCAUGUGAUGUUAUAAUUAUAAAAUAAAGUUAUUUUGAAGAGAAAUUAUCACCUGCAA